AUGGCGGACAACACAACUUUCGGAGAAUACCAUAGGCUUCCUUCCUUCAUCAAAGUGAUUUCCGGUUCCCGCAACAAAGAGGAAUUGCGGCUACCUCCACAAUGGGUUGCAGAAUAUGGGAAUGACCUGUCGUUCGACUGUCGGCUCGUUAUGCCAAAUGGAUCCAGUUGGCAAGUCCGCGCGCUGAAAAUAGCCAGUGGAUGCCACUUUUGCGUUGGAUGGUCGGAAUUCCGGCGCGGGAAUAAUAUUUCCCAUGGUGAAAAACUAACCUUCACUCUCGUCGAUGUGGGGAUUUUCCAUGUAAAAAGAUAUAAGUCGGGGACCGGGUGUCCGCCACGCUGUGAUCGCGAAGCGUUAACUGAGGAGGAAGAGGACGAUGAGGUCUACACACCUGACAUUGAUUCGUCGGACGAUUAUCCCCCCUCCGACGUGGAAUCCGAGUCAGCAGACGACAGUGACUACGACGCGAUAGGAGUGCGCUUGAUGAAGACGAGUAUCCCACAUGGUCGUUGA
Messenger RNA from Salvia splendens (bonfire salvia), 513 nucleotides. Its product is annotated as B3 domain-containing protein REM20. Gene Ontology annotation, molecular function: DNA binding. Lineage: Eukaryota; Viridiplantae; Streptophyta; Magnoliopsida; Lamiales; Lamiaceae. Bases 1 to 513 code for a protein of 170 amino acids. The transcript has 3 exons. The record is from RefSeq and is a predicted model, not a curated record.